This is a messenger RNA of Psilocybe cubensis, 2499 nucleotides long. RefSeq lists its product as uncharacterized. Bases 1 to 2499 code for a protein of 832 amino acids. NCBI's taxonomy places the organism in Eukaryota, Fungi, Basidiomycota, Agaricomycetes, Agaricales, Agrocybaceae. The record is from RefSeq and is a predicted model, not a curated record. The transcript is spliced from 6 exons.
AUGGGUCACGAAAUGGACGGGGACUUUGUUACCUGCAGCAUUGAUAAAUUCAUGAGAUGCUAUCUGCCAUUUCUCCCCCUCGACAACGACAUCAACCGCUGUCUAGAUGAGCAUCUCAUUCCAGACAAUAUCAUAACCAGGAUUGUUGACAAAGCAGGACAGGAAAGUCUUCUGUUCACUGAGUUUCCAGAUACUCCGGUCAUCGUUGUCGGGAAGAAAAACGAAAUGCAAAUUUACUCACCAUUGGCCGAUAUCGCCAAAAGCAUAGGAAAUUAUUCAUUCCAGGUACCUGCUGGCGAAAAACCACGCACGCGCAACAGGUUCAAUUAUCGUAAUGCGUACAACUCCACCAUCAAGUCAGAUAUUGAAGGAAGUAAUCACAAAAAUGACGGCUGCUUCACAUCGGACCCUGACAACAUUUUAAGCACAUGGGGUACAGCCGUACCCGUGGAGCAGCAGGUUAGGGCCAAACACGAGGAUCGGCUUGAUAAUAUUGAAAAGAUAUUGUCAGCCAAUGUCCAAAUAAUGAAUGACGACGUACGACGCAUGUUCACUUACGGGAUUACGUUCGACGCGGAUGAAAUGAGACUCUGGUAUCAUUCCAGAUCUCACUCUGCGGUUUCGGUGCCAUUCAACUUUGUGAAGGAACCUCUGAAACUUGUCAAAAUCUUUAUGUCGUUCCUCUUCGCCACCGAUGUUGAACUUGGAUACGAUCCCAUGGUUGAGCGCCAAGAAGACGGCCACUAUAUUUUCAAGAUUCCACGGCCUAAACCCACUGAAAGCACAAUAUUGCCAAGCGGUGACGCUUCAUCUUCCCACAGCGCGUCUUCAUCUUUGGACAGCGUGUCUUCAUCUUUGGACAACGCGUCUUCAUCCUCGGACGACAAUGCUCUGUCUACGGAUAGCAAUUUUCCAUCCACGGACAGCGAUUCUCAUCCUAUAGAGGAGCAAUUAUCAGUGAAGGAACAGCAAGACGCACCUGACGACUAUCAGUAUUACCGCACUGUCAGGGUCUUGUCUUGCUACCGUUCCAACAAGAUCUCGGGCCGGAUGCCCAGAGUAUGGGUAAUUGAGCCCUACGAUCCGGUGACGAAGAAAGUCAUUCCAGGAGACCAAUUGGUACUCAAGGACGUUUGGAUCGAGAAGAGUGCUCAGACCGAAAGGGUAAUUCAAACUGCAAUUUUUGAGGACAUCAACAAGUUUGGCGAUUGCAAGGCCCCUCCAACAACAGACCCCGCUCUUAAAAUAAUCUGGGAGCAGCUCAAAGAUUCUAUACAAAGUCGAGAAUACAAGAAACUAUUUCUCACUAUCGAAAAUGAUUACACUGGUUUUACGUCGAAAAAGCCUGCCUCUGGUUCAAAGCGCAUCUGGGGGCUGCAUAAACCGGUCGAGACGUCGUAUAAAUCUACCGGAACGACCCUUCGCAAAGAAGCCGGGCAAUCUCACCCCAUUCCCGCCAGCACAGAGACGAAUAUACAUCGUCCUUUUAUUCCCAAAAAGCAAUACCGAAUAAUUUAUAAGGAAGAUUUUGCAGAUGACUCGAAGCCCUGGCAAGGCAAGUUGAUGGAUCUCGAAUAUGCACGCAGGUUUCCUCCGCAAUUUGGAGACACACAGGAACCUAAAACAGGCACUCCUUUUUUUAUGCCGACGGAAAUUCUUUUCGAGAGAUUUCUCCAUCAUCCUCUACCAGAUAGGCUUGGAAUCAGUAAUCCUUACGAUAACAAUGACACAGAAGAAGAAACACUUGAUGAAGCGCGACACUUAGUCCAUCAUUUCCACCACGAUUUGGAGUCUCUAUGGUGGCUCAUACUUUAUCUCAUCACCUCCCAUGUCGAAGACCAACCUGCGGCAAGUUGGCCAGACUCGAAUGCGCAAGCUGCUGCAAUUAAUGCUUGCCGCAUUUGGAUCAGGCGCAUCUUUCAGAACACUAUGCAACUUUCAUCUGAGAGGCAUGCCUGCUUCAUCCAAUCACCGAAAAAGAAACUGGUCGAGAUAUUGCCCAAAUCAGUGGCUGUUCAUGCGCGGCAUAUUGAGACACUGAGAAAGGACUUAUUCGAUUCCUGCAUAGUGUGCGUGCGGAACAAUCGUAUCCUAGAUCACGACUUCUAUGCCACGUUACAUGUACGAUCUGGUUGGUUCUUUACGACGUUACAAGGUUCAGAACAAAAGGAUUGGCGGAACUAUGUGAUAAACCCCAAGGAAACGACACCUAAUGCAAAGUCUCUCACGACAUCGAGCAACCCAAGUAAUGCCCCAUCGGAUCCAGGCAUAAAGGUGGGACAGGGUGAUACUCCCGCUGCAGGCUCGAAAUCUCUUGCAGCCAUCGACAGUGUUAAUGCUAAGCAAUCGGGUCAAUUAAAGCCAGCUGGCAUUCAAUCUAAGGAAUGUCUUCCUCGACCAGUCAAAAUGCAACCACUAAAACGAGGGCCCGAGAAGAAUCCCAAUCUAAAUCAAGGGAGGUCUAAAAAUGAUAGUAAACGAAGCCGACAUGAUUCUUAA